AUGCAACUCUCGUCGAUUAUCGCUGCUUCUUUUCUGGCCCAGUCCAUCCUCGCUAGCCCAAUGCCGUCAGGAAACCAGGAUGCACCUCGCACGGCAGCAGGGAACCGGGCGGCCGCUGACCUUGACGACCCGGACAAAAUUCCCUUUCAUAAUCAAUGGGAACUCUGCAUGGAGCUGUGUCGUACGAAUUACAGGGGCUUCCCGUGGAAAAAAGAGAAACAUUGCGAAAAGAAGUGCAGCGACUUGAAGGGGAAGUAA
Messenger RNA from Pyricularia pennisetigena, 258 nucleotides. RefSeq lists its product as uncharacterized. The coding region runs from base 1 to 258 and encodes 85 amino acids. The record is from RefSeq and is a predicted model, not a curated record. Lineage: Eukaryota; Fungi; Ascomycota; Sordariomycetes; Magnaporthales; Pyriculariaceae. The transcript has a single exon.